This is a messenger RNA of Aspergillus melleus, 3894 nucleotides long. RefSeq lists its product as uncharacterized. Gene Ontology annotation, molecular function: protein binding. The record is from RefSeq and is a predicted model, not a curated record. The coding region runs from base 1 to 3894 and encodes 1297 amino acids. Lineage: Eukaryota; Fungi; Ascomycota; Eurotiomycetes; Eurotiales; Aspergillaceae. The transcript is spliced from 6 exons.
AUGUCCGAUGGAUUCGCCCUUCCACCAGUUCCUGUCAAGCAUUCAAAUUUCAUACAAUACGUCAAAACCUCCCCCGGCACGUCAAUCUCCGAUCUGCUGAGACCUUACAAUGAAUAUGAUUCGAUCGCUCGGAGGAUCUUCGCCCAGGACCGUGACCUGAUUUCUGAAUUCGAUGGACUGUUUAAUCUCGUACCUCUUUUCACCGCCGAAGGGUAUGCUGACUUGGAAAUUCGUGCCCGUGACCCCGCAACCGAGCCAUCAGGAGUCAGAUCCAAAUAUCUCCUGCCGUUGAGUGGCCAAGACAGAAGACCUUCUGGCACUCGUGCGGUCGUAUCUACCAUCCAUGAGUUCAAGGCCAAUUUUGACGUCUUUUGCGAGGGGUCCCUGCGUGGAUUAGACUGGAACAAUGUCAUUGUCGCCGGGAGUGCGGUUACCAGCACGGUCCUCCCGGUGCCGGCCAAGUAUGCCCAGUCGAGGGAAGGCCUGCGUCGGUUCUUUCAUGAAGACCAUGUUCCGACGUCUGACGUAGAUAUCUUCCUCUAUGGGUUGUCCGAACAGCAGGCUAUCGAGAAGAUAAGAGAAAUUGAGAAAUGUAUCCGGGAUUCAACUGCGAGCGAGAUCUUGACCGUCCGCACCAAAAACGCCGUGACGAUUGUCUCCCAAUACCCAACACGCCACGUCCAAAUUAUUUUGCGCCUCUACAGCUCGAUUUCAGAAGUACUGACUGGCUUCGACGUGGACUGUGCAUGUGCGGCAUACAAUGGUCACCAGGUUUAUCUGGCUCCCCGAGCGAUUGGAGCUUACAUCACGCAGUGCAACCGUGUGGAUCUGACCCGACGGUCGCCCUCCUAUGAAAACCGCCUGUUCAAAUAUUCGCGGCGAGGAUUUGAAGUUUUCUGGCCUGAUUUGGAUCGCGCACGGGUGAACCCGGCCAUCUUCGACGCCUUCUUCCCACGCGUCACCGGGCUGGCGCGCCUCCUGGUGCUCGAAAGGUUCCCAAAGGGCCGGGACCAUAAUGAGUAUGUGAGGACGAGGGAACUGGAACAGAGACUGCCAUGUGACGUUUGGAGCAGACCCCCAAGGGAUUGGAUGGUGAAGGCGGAGGAUCCAGAAGUGGUCGAUGACUCGAACUACCAGACCAUCUCCAUCCCAUACGGUAAAAAUUAUAACGCCCAAAAAAUCCGAAAGUUCCUUCAUGAUCGAGACUUGUUCCUCAAUACCCAAGGCGAAUGGAAUCCCGAUCGUGUAGUGGAUCUGCAUCGUCACCCUGCUUUCUUCGGUGAUUUAGAGGAUAUUUUCCACGACUGUUGCCGGGGGUGUCCAGAGCCUGCUACGUCACAGGAAAAAGAGCUUGCCAUAGCCGAAAGCAAGCACUAUGUGUCCGGGAAUAUCAGCUUCCUGCAAGAUAACCCCGGCCGGCAGGAGAUUGGAAGCUUCCAUCCCAUAGUGGCGGAGGAUUGGACAGGGAUGGCAUAUGUUGGGAAAAUACAGUCUUUGUGCGAGGCUAUUGUUGCUCGGAAUCCCAAGGCAGUGCAAAUCUGGCUUGCGCAAGAAUCUGGCAUCAAUGAUCGCGAUCACUUUGGGCGCACUCCACUGCACUUGGCGGUCAUGGCGUCAACACCAGAGAUAGUCAAACUUCUGGUGGAACACGGGUCUCUCUUGACAGCAACUCUCACUGGCGGUCGCAAUGCGCUGCAUCUUGCAGCAUCAAGGGGUGAUUCGACCAUCAUACGCAUAUUGCUAAGCAAAAGUCGACAGAAUAUGGAGCUCAGUAGUAGCCUCAAGGGUGAAGCGCGCAGCUACCCAGUUACCACGCACCGGAAGCUCCAGGCUCCAGGCACUAACCUCUCACCCAACACUGAUACAGCUCCUGACGUUUACGACAUCGAUGCUCUUACACCCGAUAAAUUUUCUCCUCUGCACCUGGCCGUCUUGCUAUGCCACGAGGAUGCCGUGGAGGAGCUGGUCGCCGGGUUUGGAGCAAAUAUUGGUCUCCCAGUCCGGGCUUUCGUGGGGUGGAGUUACGCCCCUAUCUGGCCUCUCGUGCUGGCCCUCACUUUACCCACAGGGAAGGCAAAGAGUAUGACAAUAAAACUCCUCAGCCUGGGGGCAACAUUGAGGCAGACUGACAAGGCCGGUCGCACCCCGCUAUACUAUCUCGCCAAUUCAAUACAUCACGAUAUUCUGGGGGUAUACUUGAGGCACGACCGCGAAUGGACGAAGCGAAGCAUCAACUUUCAAUUCGCAUGCUAUCAUAAUUACUACGUUGGGGUCCCGGCACUCAACAGCGCGAUCAUAAAUAAAAAUCCAAUCAUGGCUGACCAGCUUCUUGAAGCAGGGGCUCAUCCGACGGUCACGUUCAAAACCGCCUUGAGAGCUCACCGACACGAUGCAGUUUCCCGUUGGGUAAAUCAAACGCCCGAAGGCUUCUACAUGAAAUUUGUGCAGCCAAUAGUGUGCGCCGUGGAACAUGACUUACCAUCCGUCGCUAUCGAACUGCUUUUCCGUGGUGCCGACCCGAAUGCACUCACCCCGGCCGGCUAUUCUGCGAUCAAGCAUGCGAAAAAUAAUCAUUUGGCUGGCUCAUCCAUACUCGACUUGGUUCGCCGAAAAAUUGUUAAUUUUCGGUCAUGUGAGGACGAAAGAGCAGCAGAAGCGGGUAUUGGACACCUCUUGCGUGAUUAUGAACGUCUAGAGGAAGAGCUACUCUACCUGGAGGCCAAACCUUUUCAGCAGCUGUACCCCAAUAUCCAAACUCCGCCAACUCACGCAUCCAUUGCUCAUGAUGAUCCGCCUAUUUUUCAAGAUACGUCGGAGUACCGAAACAAUGCGCUGAGCCAGAAGAGAAAAUAUAAUGCCCUAGAUAGCCCCAGUGAUUCGCAGAUGAAGUACAACGCCAAGUUAUUGUUGUACGCCGCAAGGGUCGGUCACCGAGAAACAAUUAAAAAGAUCGCCCUUGCAGAAAGAGGGAGUGGACCUUGUCUGCUGACUAGCGUCAGCGAUCAAAGCGGAAAUUCGGCAUUCGCGCUAGCAGUAUUACGUGGCCAUCUUGAUGUUGCCAGGUUCAUUUUCGCAUUGUUGAUCGAAAAGUAUAACGAGGACAGCCGUAAUGACACGACUCAGCAGCGGAAUCAUGGACACAGCCCGUGGAUGAACGAGACCAGCAUUGGUUCAAGCAACACCGGAGGCCGUGAUGGUGACUCGGUCUCCCUUGACAGACCCCAGGUUAUCAAGCGGGGCAUGGGGAGUAAAAGCGACCCACGCCUCCAGCUGGAAGGCCAUUGCUGUCCCGAGGCAGCACUGGUAAAUUCGACCGCACUUAAUAGCCGGCGAUGCACUCUCUUCGAUCAUGCAGUUUUCAACAACGAUGUCCCCCUUCUGUCAUUUUUGAUACAAUUAGGGCGGGAUAUGAUGGCUAAGCAAAGUGGAUCUGACCUCACCUACCAUGUCCCGGACGGCGUUCUCCUUCAGGUCAUACGGCUUGGUCGGCAGCACUGCCUGGAGGAGAUCGUCAAGUGUGCUGGUGCUGGCCUCGUAGAGCACUUGCAAGCCCCUACUGUGGAUAAAGAAGCUAGAUCUGAAAAGAGACGUUAUGAGGGUCUUUUCGGAAGCAGAAAACAGCAUACAGAAUCUGCCAUGACUCUCCCAGCCAGCCUGUCACCUCCACUCUUGCUGGCUGCAAGGCAGGGCAAGCUGGAAACCGUCCAGUGGUUUCUAGGCUCUGCUCCUAGGCGCCUCUACACUGAAUUCGUCAUGUCAAACGGCCAUGUUAAAAGUCUCCAAGGGCUGAUCAAUAGCCAUGAGGGACCGGGAAAUGUACUUGGGAAUUGGCUGAGCUCAAAAAUCAUUCUCAUUGUCCCCAUUUCGUCCAUUGGUGGGUUUUCAGUAUCCUAA